Molecule: messenger RNA, 2205 nt
Organism: Pichia kudriavzevii
Lineage: Eukaryota; Fungi; Ascomycota; Pichiomycetes; Pichiales; Pichiaceae
Exons: 1
Coding region: 1-2205 (734 amino acids)
Source: RefSeq, a predicted model, not a curated record
AUGAAUCAAAACACAGGAAAGAAUGUCAAUAAUCAUGAACCAAGUGAUCGAUUGAAUACUGGAUCUCCCAUGAAAGCACCGAAUUCAGGGAAUCAGAACAAUCUUGACGCUGAGUAUGAUCCUCAACAAUUGCAAAGUAUUACACAAGAUCCCAAUUAUCAGAAUUAUAGAUCCGACUACCCACAACAAGAUCUGCAGCAUCAACACCAACAAUAUGCAGGAAUGGAUGGUGAACAAUUAGGCAAUCCUUCUCAGAAUCAACAGAUGAUUCAGUUACAACAGAUGCAGCAGCUUCACCUUCAGCAACUCCAACAACUCCAACAAUUGCAGCAACCAGCUUAUCAAUUGCCAAACCAAGGUAAUAAUAGCCAGAAUUUGUUCACUCCGACUUCCUUUUUACCGUUGAUGAACACAGUAAACCCUUAUAUGAGUGCACCUGUUUCAAUGUAUCUAAAUGGUAUGUUAUCCUCAAAUUCUACCCCAUCGGAAAGUGGUACAAAGCUUCAAAGAUCUGAGAGUGAGCCACAGGAUCAUGAAGGUGAUGAACAACUUUCAGGUGAUAACCAAGAAAAGUUCAUGCAAAAACUGAGCUUACAGCAAAUACAUCAACUUCAACAAUUACAUGCACAACAGGUUCUACAAAUUCAGCAGCUUCUACAGUUUCAGAAGAUCCAACAAGCACAGCAACUGCAACAAUUAAACGAAUCAUUGAAUGAAUCACUAGAUGUACAUUCUGAUCCUAGUGUGAUAGUGAACCAGGACCAGGCGACACAAGCCGGAACUCUAAGGAAUAGCAAUGUGCAGACUAAUAACCAGUCCUUGAACGUUCCUCAAUUACAGCAGCUGCAACAAGUGCAACAACUUCAACAACUUCAACAGUUGCAACAAUAUCAGCAAUACCAAAAGCUGCAAAAGCUUCAACAACUCCAGCAAAUGAAUAUGCUUCAACAACAGAACGUAAUUCCGCUUCCGCAAAGUUUUUCAACAGAUGAAAAGACACAAGUUUCUGUGACACAACCAAAUAUUGGGACAGCUCAUGCAUCAUCAGUGCAGCAACAACAAACUGACAGACAUGGUACCCAGGAUAACCGACAUUUGGAAUCGUCCAAUGGGUUUGUCUCAUCUCAAGUACACAACCAACAAUACAAACCAUCGCCUUCAUUUUCAGAGCAAACUUUACAAUCUAGAUCUAGUUCAAAUAACUCAUUCCAGCCAAAUAUUGACUCAGCUCAAUCGUUUAACAAUCAGAUUUAUUCGUCCUUUAAUAUACCAGACUUCCUAUCACCUUGCUUGAAUGGUAAUUUUAAUUUACCAUUAACCAUGCCAGUGAUACCAACGUUGUUGCCACAAGGUGUGUUUCCGAUGAUGCCUGAUAUAAAAAGGCUUCCAAGACGCCAUAAACAUUCCAAGUCCAAGGAUACAUCAAAUGACCCACUAGCACCAAAGAAGUAUAGAUGUGCGCAUUGUACUUGGUCUUUCUCAAGACCUAGUGACUUAAAAAGGCAUUUAAAGUCCCAUAGCUUGCCUCAAUAUCAUUGUCCAUUUUGGAAUCCGAAGUACGCAACAUGCCCCCAUAAAAGUGGUGGGUCCUUUAACAGAUUAGACGUAUUAAAGAGACAUUUGAAGUUGGUACAUUAUGAACCUGAUGUACCCGGUAUGUUUAAAAACGCAACUAGAAAAAAAAAUAAAGAAAAUGUGGAACAGGUGAAACAAAGUGGCGGGGAAAGCUGUGGCGAAGAAUUCCUUGAUGAAGGUAACAAAGAAGGUGAACGUGCAGAUAUGAAAGCGGAGGAUGCAGAGUCAGUCGGUGAUGGAGGGACCUGCCUUUCGUGUAAUACACAUUUUGAUCACGCCAAAGACUUUAUUACGCACGUUCCAGAAUGUGCUGAGACCACCCCAAUGAAGAAAUGGAAAUACAAGAAAAAUGGUGUAAUCGCAUAUGCCUGUAAACUGAAGGAUAAAGAUCCGGUCAAUGGAGUAGUGGAACUAAGUGAUGAACUGCAGGAAAAACCACCCGUUUAUAGUUCGAGGCCUCAAAUUGCUUCACCAAUCCAGGUUUUGGAUACAUCCGUCAACAGAAGCAACACUGAUGAAGAUGAUAAGAAGUUUAUAUCUGUGAAUGACCUGGACAAUAAACCUGAGGUUAUGACUGAAGCACUCAAUAGGAAACGUGGUCGUCCGAAGAAAACCAAAUCAAAUACUUAG